AUGCCACUGAGUGACCUAGCUCUGAAGGUCUGUUCAGGACUAGUCAACUUACCGCCCCUCGCAGAAGCUUUGCAGAAGAAUUACGAUGUUGUGCUGAUUGAGAAUUUUAACAGCGACUGUGCUUUAGGACUUCUUCAUGUGUAUGGUGUGAAUGCGCCUAUCAUAUCUCUGGUGUCUGGUCCUUUGUUGCAAUGGUCAUAUGGGCGUAUCGGGCUGCCUGAUAACCCGGCCUAUGUGCCGACAAUAACGUCUAAAACUAGCUCGAUAACGACAUUUCUGGAGAGACUGGAAAAUACUGCGUUGAAUUUGUACUUCAAGUUGUGGUUCAGAUAUGCAAUCCAAGUGAAGGAAAGAGCGAUCAUAGAACGGAGAUUUUGGACUAAGAUACCAGAUUUGGACAUUCUGGCUAAAAAUGUGAGCAUGAUGUUGGUGAACACGUUCCAUAGUUUAAAUGGUGUUCGUCCUUUGUUGCCUGGUCUUGUGGAAGUGGGAGGGAUGCACAUACAACGUAAACAAGAAGAAUACAAGCACACAAGCCCAGUUAUUCCCCAGAUUACCCAGAUCAUAAGUACAUACUACUACUGCUAUCCGCUUUUUAGAGAAAGAAAAUUAACAUAA
Spodoptera exigua (beet armyworm) is the source of this 618-nucleotide messenger RNA. The record is from the annotation of a GenBank genome assembly. Lineage: Eukaryota; Metazoa; Arthropoda; Insecta; Lepidoptera; Noctuidae.